This is a messenger RNA of Cynocephalus volans (Philippine flying lemur), 1963 nucleotides long. RefSeq names its product zinc finger DHHC-type containing 1 (gene ZDHHC1). Gene Ontology annotation, molecular function: protein-cysteine S-palmitoyltransferase activity. The transcript has 13 exons. Gene Ontology annotation, biological process: peptidyl-L-cysteine S-palmitoylation; protein targeting to membrane. The record is from RefSeq and is a predicted model, not a curated record. Gene Ontology annotation, cellular component: Golgi apparatus; endoplasmic reticulum. The coding region runs from base 194 to 1771 and encodes 525 amino acids. NCBI's taxonomy places the organism in Eukaryota, Metazoa, Chordata, Mammalia, Dermoptera, Cynocephalidae.
CCAGCUUGCCUCGGCCUUGCCGGGCUUCACCGCCAGUCCGACCGAACCAGAACCGUAGGACUCGGCGGCCCAACCUCCGUCCGGGAUGGAGCCCCGUUUCGGGGCACGGCGCCGCCCGGUCUCAGGGACCGUCUCUGUCGCGAAGAUGUUUUCAAGUCAGCCUAACAUUUACUGAGUGUCUACUGUGUACAAGAUGAACAUGUGCAACAAGCCUUCCAACAAGACAGCCCCUGAGAAGAGCGUGUGGACAGCACCUGUGCAGGCCAGCAGACCCUCUCCAGAGCUGCAAGGCCAGCGGUCCCGCCGGAAUGGGUGGAGCUGGCCCCCUCACCCGCUCCAGAUUGUGGCCUGGCUACUGUAUCUCUUCUUUGCUGUGAUCGGCUUUGGGGUCCUUGUUCCUCUCCUGCCCCACCACUGGGUGCCCACUGGCUAUGCUUGCAUGGGCGCCAUCUUUGCUGGCCACCUUGUGGUGCACCUGACUGCUGUCUCCAUCGAUCCAGCAGAUGCCAAUGUGCGGGACAAGAGCUACGCAGGGCCACUGCCCAUCUUCAACCGCAGCCAACAUGCACACGUCAUUGAAGACCUGCAUUGCAACUUGUGCGAUGUGGAUGUGAGCUCUCGCUCCAAGCACUGCAGCGCCUGCAACAAGUGCGUGUGCGGCUUCGACCAUCACUGCAAGUGGCUCAACAACUGCGUGGGCGAGAGGAACUACCGGCUCUUUCUACACAGUGUGGCAUCCGCUUUACUGGGUGUCCUGCUCCUGGUGCUGGUGGCCACUUAUGUCUUUGUGGAGUUCUUUGUCAACCCCAUGCAGCUGCGCACCAACCAACACUUUGAAGUUCUGAAGAAUCACACAGAUAUGUGGUUUGUGUUCCUGCCUGCUGCCCCCGUGGAGACCAAGGCACCUGCUAUCCUGGCCCUGGCUGCCCUCCUCAUCCUUCUGGGCCUGCUCUCCACAGCCCUGCUCGGCCACCUGCUCUGCUUCCACAUUUAUCUCAUGUGGCACAAGCUCACCACCUAUGAGUACAUCGUGCAGCACCGCCCACCACAGGAGGCAAAGGGGGCCCACAGGGAGCUCGAGUCGUGUCCCCCCAAGAUGCAGCCCAUACAGGGGCAGGGGAGACCGCGCGCACACACCCCUUCUCAGAAGCCGGGAUUGUGGCUGUUACUCUGUGAGGAUGAGGGGCGCACCCAGGACUCAGGAGCCGGCGAGCCGGACACACAACCUCGGGAGAUGGAGUUCUACAUGCGGACCUUCAGCCAUGUGCGCCCAGAGCCCCCUGGCCAGGCCAGACCAGCGGCAGUGAAUGCCAAUCCCUCUCGGUUUCUUGCCACCAGUGGCCAAGGGGAGCCUCCACCACGCUCCUCCCCAGACACUCUCGCCCUGCCUUUCCAGAUCCGAUCCCAGAAAAAGAGGAAGCGGCGCGUGUAUAAGGUGCCAACGUCCGGGACCUUGGGCCGGGAGUCCUCGCUGUCCAAGCUGCGGGGGACCCGGGCCCCCGGCAGCUGCUCCAGCUCCUUGACGGAUUCCGUGGGCACCAGCCCCAUGCACGCCGCUGACGCAUCAGGUGCCUACCACUCGGCGUCUGCCGAGUCCAUGGACGAGAUUCCAGUGGCGCAGAAGCGCCUGGGCAGCGCCGCUCUGGCCGCCCCAGGGGUUAGGGGCCGAGAGCCCGGGCUGGCGCCGCAGACGCGUGCGCCCGCCGUUUUCGUGAGCCCGAGCAGCGGCGAGCCCGGGACUCUAGGCGGCCGGGAAGCCGGCCUGGCUUAGCUGGGCCCAGAGGCAGGAGGGCCGAGGAAGAGCGGCCGGCCCGACUCUCUAUGCAACACCCCACCCUUGCGGCACCGAGUGCACUUUAGGGACCCCGACGGCCGGCGGGAUCGGCCUCCCUCCCCUACGACUCAGCAAUACCCACCCUACCGGCCAUGAUGCUCCAAUAAACUUUUUUAAUGCUUUUGCGGA